Rotaria sordida is the source of this 549-nucleotide messenger RNA. Lineage: Eukaryota; Metazoa; Rotifera; Eurotatoria; Philodinida; Philodinidae. The record is from the annotation of a GenBank genome assembly.
AUGAGUGAAGAUCUUAAACAACUUGUUCCAGAAUAUUUUGCUUAUUUGAAAAAUAUAAUAGAAGACUUGAUUAAGCAAUUGCCACUGUUUAUUGCAAAAUGGAUUGUUAAAUUCGGUUUACGUGGUGCUCUUGAUCUUAAUUAUGAUAUUACUCCUUUUGCUAUUGGUAGUGAUAUAUUAUAUGAAGAUAUUCGUCGAAUUAAUCUAUUUCCAGAAUUAAUCAAAGCUACAUGCAGUGUAUUAGAAGCAUGGGCUCCAAUAGUUAAAUAUGUAACAGCAACUACCUAUCAUCCAAAUUCAUUUUAUAAAGGUUAUGUUAAUCAUUUUUAUGAUUAUUAUAAACAAGAAUAUACAACAUCCCAUGCUUUUGCUAAUUUUGGUUAUGCUGGUCUUAUUGGAUUAAUUGGUGCAUAUAUUGAAGUUUCAAUUAAACGAAUGGUUUCUGAAUGUCGUCGAUCAUCACCAGCACGACCAACUUUAUCAAUUUCUUUAAUAAUUUUUAAUAAAUCGAGACGUUGUUCUUUAACAGAUGGUCGACUAUCACCAUGA